UCCGCCAAAAUAUCAACACACACAUGCACGUGCGCGCGUGACCUCCCAAAUCCGCACCUUUUUGAGGUGGUCUACGCGCGAGUGUGCGUGAGAGCUUUGUUAGUUUCUUCUAGUAUGAGUCCUUCACCAUACAUUGGCAUGCACACUGCGGAUUCUGUCAUAUGUUGUGGUGGUGCCAGCACGUUACAAAGUGUAGCAAUCGAUAAGCCAAAUACGUGCAGUUCAGUCACCAUGGUAGCAAGCACGCAAAACAAGGAAUUCAUAGUCGGCAUUUUGUCCACACAAUGCUGCUUUCGAGGACGAAACCCGCUGCGGGUCCUGACGGGGCGCGUAAGGAUCGCCAGCAGCGGUCUAGAGUUCCCAGCCUGCAAGAAUUGCUGAAGGAACGCGACUUCACAGGGGCGCUAACCCUCGUCGAGUUUGCUCGGAAUUCUGGGAAAGGCACUUUAGAGACAGAUCUAUGGAUUGCGUACUGUGCUUUCCAUCUGGGCAACUACAAGCAAGCUAUGCAGGAAUACGAGCGCCUGCGAGACAAGUGUCCUGAGGCGUGGACUUACCUGGCGUGCUGCUAUUUCCACCUCGGCAUGUACCAGGAGGCGCAGGCAGCCGUGGCGAAAGGCCCCAAGAGCCAAUUGGAGAAUCGCAUCCUCUUUCACCUCGCCCACAAGUUUGGAGAGGAGAAGAAGCUCCUCUCCCACCACCAGUUACUCAAGGACAUAUUAGAAGACCAGCUGUCACUCGCUUCCAUCCACUAUCUGCGUGCUCACUACCAGGAGGCAAUUGACAUCUACAAGCGAUUGCUCCUCGACAACAGGGACUUCCUGGCUCUCAAUGUCUACGUUGCUCUGUGUUACUACAAGCUGGACUACUAUGAUGUCUCUCAGGAAGUCCUGGCAGUGUACUUGCAAAACUUCCCAGACAGCGCGACUGCAAUCAAUCUCAAGGCCUGCAAUCAUUUCAGGCUCUACAAUGGCAAGGCUGCUGAGGCUGAGCUGAAGGGAUUGCAAGACAAGGCAUCUGCAUCAUUCACCUAUGCUCAGGACCUGAUUCGACACAACCUGGUAGUGUUCCGUGGUGGUGAGGGUGCCUUGCAGGUGUUGCCUGCCCUUGUUGGUGUUGUACCUGAAGCCAGGCUCAAUCUGGUCAUCUACCAUCUCAAACAAGACGAUGUCCAUGAGGCGUACGAGUUGAUGAAGGACUUGGAGCCUACUGUACCUCAUGAAUAUAUCCUGAAAGGAGUCGUCAACGCCACAAUCGGACAGGACAGAGGCCUGGAAACUGUUUUGCAGCGAGAACAUCUCAAGAUUGCUCAGCAGUUUUUUCAACUUGUGGGUGGAUCAGCGAGCGAGUGCGACACCAUACCUGGCCGACAGUGCAUGGCUUCCUGCUUCUUUCUCCUCAAGCAGUUUGAAGAUGUUCUUCUGUACUUGAAUUCCAUCAAGAGCUACUUUUACAAUGACCACACCUUCAAUUUCAACUAUGGUCAAGCAAAGGCUGCAACAGGAAACUAUAAAGAGGCUGAGCAGAUACUUUCAGCAAUCCAGAAUGAAAAGGUGAAGUGCGAUUAUGUAUACCAAAGCUGGCUCGCACGUUGCUAUAUUAUGAAUGGCAAGCCCAAGCAAGCCUGGGACAUCUAUCAAGAGAUGGAAUCAUUUAGCCUCUUACAACAAAUAGCCAAUGACUGCUACAAGAUGGGCCACUUCCUGUAUGCAGCUCGGGCGUUCGACAUCCUGGAGAAGAUGGACCCAAAUCCGGAGUACUGGGAAGGCAAGCGGGGUGCUUGUGUUGGAACGUUCCAGAAAGUGAUAGCUGGACAAGAGACUAGGGAUUCCAUGGAAGAAAUUUUUGGUAUCCUCAAAAACACCAGUAAUCCACAAGCAGAGUCGGUGCUCCUCAUCAUGAAGAAAUGGUGUCGGGAGAAUAAAGGUUGAAUGAUUCUUGUA
Molecule: messenger RNA, 1943 nt
Organism: Ornithodoros turicata
Lineage: Eukaryota; Metazoa; Arthropoda; Arachnida; Ixodida; Argasidae
Gene: Ttc26
Product: intraflagellar transport protein 56-like
Exons: 16
Coding region: 285-1931 (548 amino acids)
Biological process (GO): intraciliary transport involved in cilium assembly; intraciliary anterograde transport
Cellular component (GO): ciliary base; ciliary basal body; intraciliary transport particle B
Molecular function (GO): protein binding; intraciliary transport particle B binding
Source: RefSeq, a predicted model, not a curated record